This is a messenger RNA of Hypoxylon fragiforme, 2074 nucleotides long. RefSeq lists its product as uncharacterized. The record is from RefSeq and is a predicted model, not a curated record. The transcript has 3 exons. The coding region runs from base 120 to 1667 and encodes 515 amino acids. NCBI's taxonomy places the organism in Eukaryota, Fungi, Ascomycota, Sordariomycetes, Xylariales, Hypoxylaceae.
AUUAGCUGACAAUACCUAGGGAAGGUAGUUAUCAUACAUAUGACUCUCACCUACAACUUAUAUCUACGCGUGCCUUAUAGCUGUAAUUAUAAUUGUAAUGAUGGUCCAGUCUUCUUAACAUGUCGAGACUGGCCAUUAUACGGCCUUAUUCUCAUAUUCUGAGUGGCUGUCUCAUAACCAAACGUCCUAGCCGAUUCAUAAGAAAAUUCGGGAGCCAGACUGUAAAAACUGCUGCAGAAACUGGAAAAUUCAGUCUGACAUUAUCGACAAAGACUUCCAAGCAAAGUGUCAUAAACGAAUUGAACCAUUACCUCAUUGAAUCCGCCAAGACACCUAUCGCUGUAGGAGAGGACAAUGAUAUUGACAAUGGAGCCGCUAUAUUUGCUUCUCGCGAUUUCGCAAGCUGGCUAGAGGAUGAGAGCUUCGUUUCUAGUAUACUCGGAUCUCUCUUUAAACCCAGUCAAGGCACCUCUAAGCACAUCGAUAUAUUAUGUGCAGUAACGGAUGGGCUCACCCCCGAGCAAUUGUUCAGCGAGCCUCGAACCGGCUUCUCAAUUUUAUAUGGCUCAGCUAAUAAAAUCCUUCCUGACUUAUGGAAUCACGACGAAUUUGGUUCAGGUACCGACCAAGACAGAGAGGCUUCCGUCUCAUUCUUGCCCAAUCCUCUGCCCAAGGACUUGAGGCCACUUGAGAUUACCCUACCACUGGCAAACACUGUUUUUCAGACUGGAAAACGGUCAACCUUAUUCGCAAGCAGAUGGCAAUUCACUCCUAACGGAUCUAUGACACGCACCAUGAUGCAUGAGAAGCGCGUCCAAAAAAUCCAACCUGAUCCCAACUCAUCAGGUCAUACCAUACCAUGCAUCCCAUUGCUACCAUUGACCCGUCCGCGGAAGAUUGUCGCUGGCUUGGGUAAUAUUGUUCGACAAGUCGAAGUCAAUGGCUCUCCGACGCCGGCAUCUAAAGAGCUUGAGGGUCUCAUACCGAAAGUAUUUGAUACUAGAUCUAAACGAGACGAAUCAUACGUGCCGGGACCCAUCGGGGUAUGGUGUUGGAUCAUACACCCUCACCUUGUGAAUAUGCAGGGAAUUCUCGACCUAAAGAUCUUUGAGCCCGAUUCUUCCCUUUCUGAAGCCGAAUUGUCUUUAGAAGCUAUGGAUCUGUUCUCAACUUUAAUAUCUUCUGGUUGCCGAGCUCAUAAAAUACUCAGUGGUGGUGGUGGUUGGGGUGCUAAGCAAGGCUUGCUAUCCCUAGACCCUGAGACGAACUAUUCUCUACCAGAUCAGGAUGAUGUCGAGAUGUUCAUCAAAGCCUUUCAAGAGCGCAACAAUCCCAAUCAAUCCCAGGGCCUUGUGAUGCCUGGUACGUAUUUGAUGUUCUGUAUUGAACCACACUGGACGGAGAAAGAGAUUAGGUCCAGCCAGAAAAUGACACCGGCAACAGUAGUUGGUGUCGCGCCCAAUCAAGAUGAAGAAUUGAAUCCUACAGGUCUUUCAGACAACAUCGAAGUCAUCGCAGACCAUUUUGGUGUAGUAUCGAAGGCUGGCCUUUUCUUAAGGGCUUCUACACUGCCCCUGACGGAAAGUUCCACCAUAGAAGGAUCCGCCGAGCCACCUCAUGCGUUUACCACCAAAGUCGACUUACCGCGAACUUCUUUCAUAUUAUAAUUGCCUUAGUAUGAAGAUAUAUAACGAUCUUUAUUCAGUUACAUAGUAGUUGUGUAUCACAGUCAAUCGGUGAUCCGCGACAAUGCCCUGUUUAGCAUGGCUCAUGCUUAGUAAAUAUACACAGGGUAAUUAUCAUUAUAUCAGAUACCGCCUUUUCCUUUAUGGUCUAUCUGAAUUCAGGUACAAUUUCUCUUUCCAUUUCGGAUCAGCAGUCGCCUUGGGGAGAUACGACCAGUGAUACGCCGGUGUCAAUACUGGGACCCUCUGCCUCGACUCGAACGAAGGGAGCCUGUCCUGGUAUGCAUGCCAAGGUCUCAAACCCAGUUUUCUCUACCUGAAUCGCGAGUGAGAGACUGGAGUCGCUAGCUCCCGCGAACACCUUCCAAAGCUUGUGCUCAGUGGCACCA